AUGUUCGAUAAUUCGCAAUACCCUUACAAUUGCUUCAAUUACGAUGGGGACGGUUAUCCGCAUUGCCCUGACGAGGAUAAGCAGGUAUCCCGACCGGCGUACAGUUACAUUGCUCUCAUUGCAAUGGCGAUCCAGCAGAGUCCGGGUUGCAGGGUGACUCUCUCUGGGAUUUAUGAGUUCAUCAUGAAGAAAUUUCCCUACUACAGAUCCAACCAGAGAGCCUGGCAAAACUCAAUCCGGCACAACCUUUCUCUCAACAGCUGCUUUGUCAAGGUCCCCAGAGCGGAGGGGAAGGACAGAGGAAAGGGGAACUUCUGGACCUUCGCGUCCGGGUGUGAGUCGAUGUUGGAUCUGUUCGAAAACGGGAAUUACCGGAGGCGGCGGAGGCGGAGGAACGUCAAAUGUGCCCGAAAAGAGCAGCAGCUCCGGGGCAACGACAGCAACAACAACACC
Molecule: messenger RNA, 453 nt
Organism: Callorhinchus milii (elephant shark)
Lineage: Eukaryota; Metazoa; Chordata; Chondrichthyes; Chimaeriformes; Callorhinchidae
Gene: foxl3
Product: forkhead box L3
Exons: 3
Biological process (GO): anatomical structure morphogenesis; cell differentiation; regulation of transcription by RNA polymerase II
Molecular function (GO): DNA-binding transcription factor activity, RNA polymerase II-specific; RNA polymerase II cis-regulatory region sequence-specific DNA binding
Source: RefSeq, a predicted model, not a curated record